This is a messenger RNA of Symbiodinium necroappetens, 1938 nucleotides long. The record is from the annotation of a GenBank genome assembly. Lineage: Eukaryota; Dinophyceae; Suessiales; Symbiodiniaceae.
AUGAAGUCCAUGGAGCUCAACGAUGCCGUGCUGCGGACUCGCCGGGCUUUGGAAGCCUUGGCGGAGCGCUGGCCAGCCCAGGGGCCCAUGACCCAGGCGAUCAAGGAGAUCCUGCAGGAUGAGGAAGGGCUGUCAGAGGAGGGCUUGAGCUGGAGCAAGGAAGUCGGCCUGGCCUUUGUCCUACCUCGAGCAGCCCUUCAAUGUGUCCCUCUCGCGGCCAACGAGCCCCGAGACGGGCUGCAUCGCACGGCUACUUUCGUCCGCAUCCCGGACGCAUCGUCCAAGCUGGUCGUUGCACCUGCCGGUCCUUGCGGCUUCGGGGUGUAUGCUACAGCGAGAAUCUCUUCCGGCGAGCGGCUUGGCCGCUUGGUGCGAGACCAGCUGAGAGCCAAGAAAGGAGAGUACACCGGAGAAAUCCGACGCUAUGAUAUUUGGUGCGACGAAAUCAAGGCGCUCAAAGUGAAGCGCCGAAAUUCCGAUGCCUCCUCGCCCUUCAUCCGCGAGGAGCUCUACGCCGCCUGGGCAGGCUCGGGACCCGCUGAAAAAGGUGUGGUUAUUGACGCCUACCACAAAGGCAACCUCAUGCGUUUCAUCAACUGCAGCUGCAAGCCAAACUGCAGCUUUAAGAGUGUAUGCGCCCAAGGAGAGCCUCACGGCCGGCUGCAGGUAAAUGCCUUGCGGGCCAUCGAAGUUGGAGAGCAGCUCUCUGUGGACUAUGGUUGGUACCACGACCCUGCAACGUUGGAAGAUAUCCGCAAGGAGGCAGUCGCGGUCUACUCGUCGGAUCUGCCACAGCUGCAGGCCCUGCAGCUCCCGGAACCUGUGAUUGGCGACGACGCCUCCGAGGCAGUGCAGCUGGUGGCCGAAGCCCUCAAGGAAGCUCGUGGCCGCCCCGGCUUGCGCAGGCGGCCUCACAACUUCCUGGCAGGGAUGCUGGACUCCGAGGCGCUGGCAAGGUUCCUGGAAUCCGGCAAGCGCUUCUCGGAAGCCGCCACAUACCGCGCCAUCCCGGACCCGGUCUGGCUGCUGUACGAAGUCCUGGGGGCGGAGAGGCCUUCUCAAUACAGAACCAGAAAGCGUUCCAGCGAUGCUAUGCAGCCAGCCUGUCCUGGCAACGGAGGCUUUCUCCGACUGCUUCACGGAGAGGCCCGGCGCCUCCUGUCCAGCGCUGCAAAGACCAGCAGAGGUCCCGGAGGAUGCGAGAAAUGCCGCCGGCUGCUGGGCGUGGGCCGAAGUGCCUCUCGGGAAAAGCUUCGCCGGGCCUUCCUGGCAGCAGCAUGGAAGCAUCACCCCGAUGGUCUCGGCGAGGGCGACUUCGUCGAGCUGCGGCGCUGCUACGAGCUCUUGCUCGAGAAUUGUGACGACUCAGAGUCAGGUCAAGAUGAGCUCCCAUGUUCGGGCACGCAGGAGCAGGACGAGCCGGUGCAGUCUAAACAAGCGUCGCGACGACGGCCUCUCCAGAGCGGCUCUGCGCGCUGGGCCUCUGCGCGAGCUCCAGGCCUUGCUGCGAAGAUCGCUGCACCUGAGCGCCUGGAGGUCAGAGUGGAACUGGCACUCACUGCCUCUCCGCUGCCACCCUUCCUUUGGGCUACAGCGGCGACGGCAGGUCGUGGCCCGUGGCGCGAACGCCCGGGCUUAGCAUUCUGCGGCUUUUACUAUCGCACCAUCGAUUACAACGCUGCACCGGCUUUUGCCCACACCCAAUUCCGCUUCUACUUGUUCUGGAGCCGAUUCUUCAGUGAUUGGAAAAUCGCCGGUGCACUCAGCGAGAAAGGUGCUUGCACUGCCUUUUUCGACGGCCGUCGCGAUGACCCUCCAUGGGGCUGCGCCGCAAAUGGCGAUCCAAAGCCGCAGCAGUGGGCUGUGUGGGAUGCCGAUGCUGAUUCGUUCGCAAAGCAAGCCGUUCUCGUCAGGCCAAUUCAGAGAUGCAGACCGUGA